CCCUUGCGCACUAGCGGUCAACCGCGGGGGCGGCUAACCGCGCGGUCUGCCGCUUUCCCAGUUUAAUAUGCAACCGCCUGUGAUAGUACGCACUUGACCGCCGCAAAGUUUUAACCGCGGCGGUUGAAUGGAGAGCUGCGGCCCGCUCCGCGGCUGGCCGCCAUCUUGCUUGUACGCACUUGCGAUUUCAGUUUGCGGCGAGCCGCCGAUGAGUUAGUACGUGAGUCGCAGUCAUGAACUUCGACACAGAGAAAUUCAUUGUUGAAAUUCAACAACGAGAAUCAAUUUGGAAUUGUCAAGGAGCAAUAUAUAGGAAUAGAGAUUUAAAACGGAAACAAUGGGAAGAAUUAGUAGACAUUUUUGGAAAAGAUGAGAUGACAACAGAGGAAAAAAGAAGUCUUGGAAAAGAAUUACAAAAAAAAUGGAAAAACAUCAGGGAUAAUUUUGUGAAAGCUCUAAAGGACAAUGUUAGCAGGAGUGGGUCAGCAGCUAAGAAAAAGACUCAAUACAUAUUUUACAAUAAUUUAAUGUUUUUGAAAGACACAGUAUCCAUCAAUGAAACUGAUUCAAAUAUGCCAAGGCAAGAAAAUGAUGGAAAUGAAACAGAAAAUGUCACUGACCCAGUCAUACCACCACCACCAAAACGAAAUAAAAAGAAAAAAAAAGAAGAUGAUAUAGGAGUUGAAUUGAUUAACGUCUUAAAUAAGAAUGUCGAGUUCAGAAAGGCCGAAGAAGAUGAAGAUAGACUGUUCUUUUUGUCGUUGGUUAGUGAAAUAAAAAAAGUGCCUGAACAUAUACGCCUACGUACAAAAGCUAAAAUAAUGCAAGUCAUUACUGAAGCCCAAACGUCUGGAUACAACUACUGUAACUCUACUUGGGAUUACGUGCGACCAUUUAACUACAACCAAGGGCCACAUCAAGGAUAUCAGACACCAUCAUUUGCUAGAAAUAAUAACCCACCACCACCACCACCGCCCUCAGUUCCACCUACACAUCGUGGAACAUGGAAUGAAGGAGAAUCUGUAACUUCUCCUGAAUCAACAUAUUCACAGAAUACACAUAUGUCUCAAGAAUCUGAUUAUUUAGAUCUUUUUAAUGAUAAUAAUUCUCAGUAAUAGUUAUAGUUUCCUACUUUUAUUGUUCUUUGUGGUUAUGAAUACACAUUGCGAUUCAAAUUAAAACAUAAUAGCUAGCAAAAACAUUUUUUAUUUAAAAUACAUACCUUAACGUUAUAACUAAUUUCUCUUCGGGUUGGAUACAGUCACGAAAUUUAGUAUCUUGUCCUUUGAUGGUGACAUAUAAAACUGUUAAUAAUUCUUCAAAUGACGAAACACUCAUUCUAACAUAGCCAAAGAAUUUAUCUUGGUGCUUCUUCAGUUCUUGAAAACAACUUGCGAACUGGCCAAAUUCAUUACGUGUUUCUAGUAAAGGAUGAAUCCAGUAUCUUUUUUUAUUUUUCUUUCGUUGUUUUCGGGAGUAAUAAUAAAUAACACAAGCUAUCUCGACGGCGUCCAUUUUAUUUAUGAGGUACGCGGGCCGCUCUGGUCCAACCGCUUAACGCGUUAUCAUCGCGGUUUUUUUGCGAUUGGCCGCCAUAGCGGUCAGCCGCGAUGAAACCGCGUUAAGCGGUUGGACCGCUCAAACGAACCGCCUAGGCGGUCAAUCGCUAGUGCGUAUAAGCCCUUAAUGUAAAUCAUGGCAAUUUUUUUUAAAAUAAUUGUAUAUAA
This is a messenger RNA of Pieris napi, 1727 nucleotides long. RefSeq lists its product as uncharacterized. Gene Ontology annotation, molecular function: DNA binding. NCBI's taxonomy places the organism in Eukaryota, Metazoa, Arthropoda, Insecta, Lepidoptera, Pieridae. The transcript has 2 exons. Gene Ontology annotation, biological process: regulation of transcription by RNA polymerase II. Gene Ontology annotation, cellular component: nucleus; transcription regulator complex. The record is from RefSeq and is a predicted model, not a curated record. Bases 234 to 1115 code for a protein of 293 amino acids.